AUGAUAUUUUCAAGUGAUUACCUAGUAGAAAAACUAAGAGGACAAUCAAAAGAGAUUAAAAAAAUACUUGAGAAAUCAAAUAAUGUUUUUGUAUCUGAUUUUUUAAGUAACGAUCAAUAUUAG
This is a messenger RNA of Funneliformis caledonium, 123 nucleotides long. Lineage: Eukaryota; Fungi; Glomeromycota; Glomeromycetes; Glomerales; Glomeraceae. The record is from the annotation of a GenBank genome assembly.